ACCCUGGUGAGGGAAAUGAGUCAAAUCCGAUAUGAACUCGUUAUGACAAUCCAGUCUAAAGAGUCAUGAAAAUGUUUGAAUUGAACUAUUCAGUCUCAGUUCAGGCUUGCAUCUAGCUCUUAUCAACCUGGCCCGUUCACCAUCGUAUACAUGAGAGGGCCACUUUAUUGGGCCAGAUCUUGAAGUAAGCGUCGGGCUCAAUCCGACCCAGCACCGAUUGACAGCAAAACCGCGACACGGAUAUGAUUAUGAAGGCUUCAGCGUAUCUCUCUCCGAUGGCCUACUGUGGAGUCUUCCCAUGUUCUUCUUCCAUCUGCAAUAAGAAUUUUUUGCCACUGCAUCGAAAACAUAUUGUUCUGAGUUCAAGAUUCUUAAAUUUGAAAGUUUAUCCUAGUCAAACGAGAACUUUCAUGGCAAUGGAAGGAAAUGGUGCUCCAGCAUCAAAUGAUGCCUCCAAAGCCAAAAUACCACACGUGUUGACUGUUGCUGGCUCUGAUUCUGGUGCUGGUGCUGGAAUUCAAGCUGAUCUUAAGACAUGUGCUGCCCGUGGAGUUUUUUGUUCUACUGUUAUAACUGCUGUUACUGCACAGAACACUGUUGGAGUUCAGGGUGUAAACAUUGUGCCGGAGGAUUUUGUUGCCGAACAGUUGAAGUCAGUGCUAUCUGAUAUGCAAGUUGAUGUAGUGAAAACAGGCAUGCUGCCUUCUAUUGGCAUAGUCAAUAUUCUUCGUCAGAGUUUGAGGGAGUUUCCUGUUCGAGCUUUGGUGGUUGAUCCUGUCAUGGUAUCUACAAGUGGAGAUGUGCUAGCUGGUCCUUCCAUUCUUUCUUGUUUUCAAGAGGAGCUUCUUCCCAUGGCUGACAUCAUAACUCCAAAUAUAAAAGAAGCAUCUGCUUUACUUGGUGGCACGCCCCUUAAAACAGUUGCUGAUAUGCGCUCUGCUGCGAAACUUUUGCAUGCUAUAGGUCCUCGAAACGUACUUGUCAAAGGUGGUGACCUCCCUGACUCUUUGGAUGCGGUUGACAUUUUCUUUGAUGGCAAAAACUAUCAUGAGCUGCGCGCAUCUCGCAUAAAAACUCGCAACACCCAUGGUACUGGUUGCACUUUGGCAUCAUGCAUAGCAGCUGAGCUGGCAAAAGGUUCCCCAAUGCUCUCAGCUGUUAAGAUAGCUAAACGAUAUGUUGAGACUGCCCUGGAAUACAGCAAAGACAUUUUCAUUGGAAAUGGGCGUCAAGGCCCCUUUGACCACCUUUUAAAGCUUAAGAAUGGUAUUCACAAUUGUAGACAAGAGACAUUCAAUCCAAGUGACUUAUUUUUAUAUGCUGUUACGGAUUCUCAAAUGAAUAAAAAGUGGGGACGAUCUAUGGUGGAUGCCGUUAAAGCCGCAAUAGGAGGAGGUGCAACCAUUGUUCAGGAGAAGGACGCAGAGACAAGGAGUUUUUUGGAAACAGCCAAGGCAUGUGUUGAAAUUUGUCAUUCCCAUGGAGUGCCUCUAUUGAUAAAUGACAGAGUUGAUGUAGCCCUUGCGUGUAAUGCCGAUGGGGUGCAUGUUGGUCAAUCUGACAUGUCUGCUCUUGUCGCCCGCACUCUUCUUGGUCCUGAAAAGAUAAUUGGCGUAUCAUGCAAAACACCCGAGCAAGCUCAACAAGCAUGGAUUGAUGGUGCUGACUACAUUGGUUGUGGUGGUGUAUAUCCAACAAAUACAAAGGCAAACAAUACCACUGUUGGUUUGGACGGGUUAAAAGCUGUUUGUUUGGCUUCUAAGUUACCAGUGGUCGCCAUUGGUGGCAUCAAUGCUUCAAAUGCAGGUGCUGUGAUGGAAACCAAUGUAUCAAAUCUGGAAGGUGUUGCAGUUGUUUCAGCUCUAUUUGACAAGGAAAAUGUUGCGGACGCGAGCAGGAAUAUGCAUGCUAUAUUGAAAGAAGCAACAUCCAAGGUAAAAUGACGCAUAUACCAGUAGUUUUCUUUCAGUAAAUUCUCUGGUAAUGUUCAUGUCAUUCUAGCUGUUUGUUUUAGUAGCGUAUAAACUUGAAUUGCAAUGAUUAAUGUGUCUUAUGAGUUGAUAAAGAAUGGGAAUAGAAUUUUAGAGUUCGCUUAUUUGAUUGUUUCAGAUCCUUUUUUGUUUAAUAAUUGAGAGAUUUGUCUAUAAUUCAAACAACUUUGGUGUCUCUCAAGAGGCCUAAUAGUGAUUUCGUCAUGGACAAAUUGCUUCA
Jatropha curcas is the source of this 2211-nucleotide messenger RNA. RefSeq names its product thiamine biosynthesis protein (gene TH1). Gene Ontology annotation, biological process: thiamine biosynthetic process. Lineage: Eukaryota; Viridiplantae; Streptophyta; Magnoliopsida; Malpighiales; Euphorbiaceae. The record is from RefSeq and is a predicted model, not a curated record. Gene Ontology annotation, cellular component: chloroplast. Gene Ontology annotation, molecular function: phosphomethylpyrimidine kinase activity; thiamine-phosphate diphosphorylase activity; hydroxymethylpyrimidine kinase activity.